AUGGAUCGGGUCGUGAUGCUCCCUACACAGGAGCACGUUUCCGAAGCCGUGGAAUUCUUUCGGAAACAUUCUUCUACAGCAAACAAGCUCAGUCCAACCUAUCACGCGCAGUUCCUAUCUAGAUUCAGCGUGGCUCUGUUCCACAAGUGCAUGUUUGUUUCUGACGAGCCUGCCAUCAUGGAGGAAGCUCUGAAGCUUGGUUAUCGGUCCAUCGACAUCAUUCCGACUGAAGCUGCAACCAUGGAAUACACAAAUUGUGCCGGGAUUCUUCAGCAACGCUUCCAACAAACCCUUCAGUUCAGUGUACUUGAGCACGCUCUUCAGAUCUCCCGGUUAGCUGUGAAACAUGAAGCGUCGAAGGACGUUGCGGAGAAGGCUGUGAAGCCUGACGGCUCUUGGCAACAUGCUGGUAACAAAUGUCAAAGAGACAUUGAAACCAAAUCUCGGGAAGUGUUGCAAGCCUUGGAGGAGGCAAUCCAGCUGGGUCGAGAGGCCGUCCGCACUCUGCAGCCAAUAGACCCAAGUUCCAAUGCACUUCUCAGACACGAAAAGUCCCAUACGCUCACUUUGAUUGCACCAUGGUUCGCCCUCAAAUCGCGUGUAACCGGAGAUCUUCGGUGUGGCGAGGAAGGUGUUCGGCUUCUUCAACAGGCCCUGACACUGACCUCGGAUGGGCAUCCAGCACGUCACCGAAUUCUUACCUACUUGGCUCACAUCCUCGCAACUAAACACCAGAUCUUGAAAGGCUGUAAGAAUAAACGGCAGGCAAUGGAAAAGCUGGGCGAAGCCUUGAGAUACGGCCGAGAGGCCGCUGAAGCAACACCGGAACUGGACCCAGCCCGAGGCGAGCGUUAUAUGAAUGUUGGCAAGAUGCUUCUGAGCAAAUGGCUCUUGAAUGGAGACGACCAACCCGAAGAAGAUGAAAUGCUCGUGCUGGAGGCAAGGAAGCACUUUUGCUAUGUGGCCAACCUAGCCUCGGUGCCACUUCUGUUGCGUUUGCCUGCGACAAUUCAAGGGGCUCGACUACAUCUGGAGAAGGGUGAAGUAACCGAAGCACACCAGCUCUUGCAGACCGGAAUCUCCCUCUUGCCGACCCUUCACCCGCAAAUUCUCUCUGCCGAAGACCUCAGGGCUACAUUGUCUCAAGUAUCCGGCCUCUCUACAUUGGCCGCCUCAGUCACCCUAGAAGCCGACAAAAGCCCCUUCGACGCCUUGAUGUUUUUGGAGGCCGGCCGUUGCAUCAUUUCUGGGCUUUCCAUGAGUCUCAAGACAGACAUGAUUCAGCUUCAGCAGAGAGACAAGGGGCUUGCUGAUAGCUACGAGAAUCUGAGAAAGAGGCUGGUUGCAGUCAGUCGACCUUCCCCCAGCGCAUUGACCAGACCGCGACCUGUCGAAACGCAGCAGGAAGAGCUGCUCCAACAACUUUCACAAAUGGAGGGAGAGAUACGAAAGUUGAAGGGGUUUGAAACCUUCCAGUUGCCCCUAUCUGAAGAGAUGGUUAAAGAGCUGGCUCAAGAGGGGCCCAUUGUGGUUAUCAAUGUCACAUACCGACGAAGCGACGCCAUCAUCAUCACUCUUGAUGAGAUCAAGUCUGUGCAACUCAAACAUCUCAAAUAUGAAGAACUGGACAAGAAGGUUGUUGUCUUUGAGAAGCUUGGAAACGGAUCAAGACGCAACGUCGUAGUUGCAGAUGAGUGCGAAGAUGAGCCAGGAGACGAGGGUAGUGAAGCACUGUAUUGGCUUUGGAAUGUCGCAGCACGACCAAUUCUGGAUGAGUUGAGGGCUCAUCUGGGGGAUUCGAAGCGAGUUUGGUGGAUUACCAGCGGACUGGCUGGGAGAGCGCCUCUCCACGCAGCCGGAAGCCAUGGCUUUAACUCCACUGAAAACACACUUAGCCAUGUCAUCUCAUCCUACAUCUCAUCACUCAAAGCUCUCCGAUACGCGAGGCAGGCUGCCACAUCUGUCAACGCACAGCCUAAGAGGAGCAUGCUUCUGGUGACAAUGCAAAAGAACCCUCCGCCGCAUUGCAAACUGGAUACGAGGCACGAAGAGAAUGUGAUUCGAAUCGUUUUUGGACAGGAAAUGCUACAUCUCGAGCAUCCAGAUCCCGAGCUCGUCCUCAAGGAAAUUCCCACCUGCUCUUUUGUCCACUUUGCCUGUCACGGGGCCUCCUUUAGUUCCGACCCGUCGAGAAGCGGACUUCUUCUGAUCAAGGACGGGAAGGCCGCGAUGCUCACCGUGGCUCAACUUGAAGAGGUUGAUACAGAGCAGGCGGCGGUAGCCUAUCUGUCUGCAUGCUCGACAGCGCAGCAAACAGAAGGCAAGCUGGCCGAUGAGGCGAUCCACCUCGGAAACACAUUCCAAGCUUUGGGCUUUCAGCAUGUAAUUGGGACAAUGUGGGGUGCUAAUGACAAGGCGGCUGGGGAUGUGGCAAAGAGAUUUUAUGCCAAACUAACCUCGGCGGGUGAUAUUGGUGUGGCACAGGCGUUGCAUCAGAGCAUGUUGGAGUAUCGCAGCGCCACCACGGGCGAUGAGAGACAUUUGUUGGCUUGGUGUCCAUUCAUUCAUAUCGGGGCCUAG
This is a messenger RNA of Podospora bellae-mahoneyi, 2580 nucleotides long. RefSeq lists its product as uncharacterized. The coding region runs from base 1 to 2580 and encodes 859 amino acids. NCBI's taxonomy places the organism in Eukaryota, Fungi, Ascomycota, Sordariomycetes, Sordariales, Podosporaceae. The record is from RefSeq and is a predicted model, not a curated record. The transcript has a single exon.